GUCACAGUUAGGUUUGCGUUCGCGCCAAACCGUAUUGCUUCUACGUAAGGCUUAACGUUGAAACGUGGAAGGAAGAUAGUCCACUGCCUGAGCUUGAGACCAGUCGGGGUGGUCUUCAGUCAAUUCGUAGAAAGUUGCCACCAAAUUCCAGAUGUGCGCGUACGGUACAUAGCCCAUGUUAGCGAGAGAAAAAAACAGAAGCCUGCGGAAGCCCAGAAGCCGCUGUGCAAUAGGCUAGUCUGAACUUGGUGCGGGGGAGUACACGGAAGACGUCGAACUUGCUCAUCCCAAAAAAACGCUGAUCAGAACUGGGAAGGCGUCGUUGUGCCGCACACGCCUUGAUCCUCGCAUCGAUGUCGUCUGCCCCAGCAUCACCCAUCCAUCCCACCCCCAGCGUUUCCUCUCUACAAUCACCGCACCCAGGGCAUGGCGGCGCAGACGACCAGCAACCAGCUCGAAAGCGAAAAAAGACCAGUGGGGAGGACGGUUCUCCAACCGAACCGCGUCGUUUGCGGCGGUCGCAUGAAGCUUGCACACGCUGUCGAGCAAAGAAAAUCAAGUGCGACUCUAAGCAUCCUAGAUGCACUGCUUGCGCGACGGCGGGGGUUGUUUGCGCUCAAGAGGACCGCCAUCGAAACACGUUGACCCCGCGCGGCCAUGUGGAACGCAUCGAACACCAACUGGCGCAGUGUGAGGCCCUUCUCAAGAGACAUAUCCCAUCGUUUGAACUUCAUGAGCUGGACAACAUUCUUGCCCGUGAGGGUAUUGACCUUCAUCUUGGCUCCCCUCAUGGCUAUGGUUACAGUGGUGGCUUCCCACCGCCAGGGCCCAUGUAUCAAUAUCCAAUGCCGCCUCCGAUAGUAUAUGCUCAGCCUGGCUAUCAUGCACCGCCGCCGUUUUCGGGGCAGCCACCGUACACCCAUCCUCCGCCACCGGCGCCGGCACCGUUGUCUCAACAACCUUCUCCGCCCCGAACGGUCAUCCCAGACAUCAAAGGGCAAGAUCCUCACUCGAAUGAUCUCUCCAACACGCAAGCACUCGCCAAAAACUUCGGCGUCUCCGCGGACAUCGUUUCUGUGAUUGCGAGUAAUCAGGUUGACCGAGAAGACCUCGCCGUCGGCUCGUCGGGACUGACAUCCGGUCGCGACCGCACUAUCCACGAGACUUCGAUCCCGCGAGACCCAGCGCAUUGGGUCACCGUCACUGUCCGCCGCGGCUCCAAUGCGUUCGUCAAUCCGCCGCACAUCGCGACGGUCAUUCCCCACCAAGUGGCCUCCAUUGAUAUCUGGCUUCCCAAAGACCGCAAGAUGGUGAAUGUCAUCGUCGGCAUUUACUUCGCACGGCUCAACAUCCACCGACCGGUCUUCGCGCGACGGGACUUUGACAAGGCCGUUGACGACUUGUAUAUCGGACACAGCCUGCAGCAACACGACCCUGGAUUUCUAUGCAGCUUCUAUCUCGUGCUUGCGCUUGGCACGUUGAGUGAUCUGAACAACCGUUCGGGCACUGAGAUUCACACAAAAGAGCUGCUCAUCAAGAAGCUGAUGCCUGCGGAUUGGCCUGAGCACGACGAGUUCUUCGAGCGUGCUUUGAGUGUCAAGCCAGAUCUCCGAGUCACCAUAUCGAGCUUGCAGGCGCUGAUCCUACUGCACUGGUACUUGUACACCGAGCGGCAAGGACGGACUCUAUGGCGUCUCGUUGGGAGUCUUGUGCGGCUGUCUGUGGAGUUGGGCCUCCAUCAUGAUCCCACAACCCAAAUGAACCCAUCUACCAAGCAGAAAUUGUUCACAGAGGAAGAAUGCAUGCUGAGGAUCAAUCUCUGGGGCAUUAUCUUGAUUCAUGAUCGAGGAACGUCGAUUCUUUUGGGCAGACCACUCGGGAUUGCGCCGUCUGACUCGAACACCCCUCGGCCAUCUCGCAAGGGAGGUCUCAGUGGGCUCGCCGACUUCUCUGAGCAUUUCGAGCUCAGCCAUGCCGUCGCCGAGAUCCAAGCGGACAUUAUCAACUCGCUGUACUCGCCAACUCGCCAGAAGGGCGACACGCUGGUGCGGAACGCCACUCGGGUCAUCAAGAGCAUGUCAGAGUUCCGACGCAGUCUUCCCGACAAAUACCAGUACUAUUUCGGAGGCACGGAUGACUGGAGCCUGGAUCAGAAGACGAAACUAGUCCAAGAUAUCAACGAGGACGAGGGUCUGACAUUGCUCAAGGUUGGGAUAGCACGUUUGCUGCUGUUGCGAGCCCUGUUCAGCUCGAGCGAGUUGAGUUAUGAACAUCGGCACAAAGCUCUGCUGGAUGCAAUCGUGACCGCACACAACGUCAUCAUAGCCCACCAGUCCUUGAUGCAGUUUCCGGAUGUCGCCUUUUUCACUUCGCCGAUUCCGUUGCACAUCGCUGCGAUGGUGAUUUUGUACGGACAGAUGAGCAAUUGCGAGCGCCUCCCUCCUCAAACAGCCAUCGAGGACCUAUGGCUUGCUCUCGACAUGCUUCCUCGUUUCCGUUGGCGCUGGGAACGCAAGGAUCUCAAUGGAGCACACCCGCUGAUCUUCGAGCUUGCAUCUCAUGUCAUGGGCGUCGAUCUGCACCAGGUCGAACCCAGCAACAAUGCUUUCUUCCUUCUCAGCGAGCCGGAAUGGGACGAAGAUUCGACUAUGCCGUCGCCGGUUCCGUUGCCAGCGCAUGCCUCACCCAGCCCCGCCAGUGCCUAUCCCAGCGCAUACGGGCCUCACCAGCGCGCUCUGAAUGCGCCCCCGCCCGGUGGUCCUGCUCCCAACCCGAACGGAAAGCACCUGGUCGACAUCCCCACGGGGCUGUUCUAUCCAUUCUAUACGGACGAGAACGGGAACCCACCGCCAGCAGCCGAGAAUGGCUACAGCCACAUCCUUGCGGCUGCUGCCACGCACGGGCAGCACGGAUCGUAUGGGGGGCAGGGAUCGCACGACACGUUCAUCAGUGAGGAACGCAGCCCCACCACACAGCGCACCAUGCCCUGGAUCAACGGGCCCAAGCUACAGGGGCCCCAUUCUCGCGCUUAUCCCGUGCCUCCCCAAAACUGAUCUCUAGUCUUGAAUUGCUUUGUGUACAUACAAUGGUGUAAAUCUUGUGUAUCAUUCUAGGGUUAUUACAGUGUCUAGGUUUUGCAAACAGAAAAACAAAAAAUACAGCAGUACAGCACACGUCCGGAUCACCCGGUCAGCGUGUGAGCAUAUUUUCCAUGCGUUCCAGAAUCAUAUCUAUCCCCCGUAUCAGAGUGGCGAUCUUGCUGGGAAGAAUCGAGCCGUCGUAUUCAGCGGCUCCAUUGGCCUCGAGGACAGCCCGUUCCAACGCAAUCGGGAGGCUCAGGGUGAUCCUCGUCAGCUGGAUCGUCACUCGGCUGCGCCCCAUGAGAUCAAAGUAGGACAGCCCCCUCAGCGUAUGCUGCACUUCGACGAGCCGCAGCAACUCAGCGUGCAACGCAAACACGCAGGUCCGGCAAGCUGCACCGCAGUCAGCGACAGCUAUCAACGGCAACGCAAAUCCAUCCUUACUGAGUGCGCGAUCGCGGAUGCCUUGCAGCGAAUUCAGCACCGAAUUGAUGCCUUCGUCGCCUAGACUCAACGACGGAUUGAUAUCACUGACAGCCUCUGGAUCGACCGUCAGAGUCACUUCUCGUUCCAGAGCACGGUCUCCUUCGAGAAAGUCGUCGAAAACUCCCACGACGAUGCUCCGGAAUGUGUCUUGCGCAUGGCCGGCGGGGUUCGCCGCAAACACGUCGUAUUUCGCUUGCGGCGACCGUGUGUCGUAUGUCCGCCGGGAGGCGGGCUGACUCAGCACCGAGUAUGCGACGGCGAUUUUUUGGAACGCGAUUGUGGCUCCAGGGUUGUUUGGGAAUUUGCUGCCAGACACGGGGACGUCAGCUGAGCAGAGCAGAAGGGGAUGCGCGAAAUCAAUUCACUCGGGAUGACAGGAGCGGCUUCUUGUUAGGUAGGCUCGCCUGAGGGUCAUCGUGCGCAAGAACUUCAUCCAAAGCGGCAGAUGAUGGGCCUGCAUAUGUCCUCGAGGAGGAUUGAGAGCCUGGAGACUCUCUGCGCGUAGAAGAAGAUGUUGAGCCGCUUGACCAGGUUAUAUGCUUGCGUCGGUAACUGCGUAGGUGUGAGCUGUUGUGAAGGACGCAAAAAGCAUAAAACGUGUACUCGUUUAUUGUACGCUCUUCCUCUUCGUCGACAGGCAGAUAGAAGUAGCUACUGGCCGUCGAAAGGGCAUACGAGAGCAUGAGAGGACAGGGAAAAGUGCAACAACGUGUUUAUGUCAGCCAAUAAGAUAAGUAAAUCGUAAGGGAGUAGUUGGGACGAAAUAGCCCGAUAUGUAAGUAAUGUACGCUCAAAACAUCAGAGAUCAUAGUAAGUCAUAAGUAUGAGCGGUCAAGCGACAGUGACAGAAGACGCCGCUGGGUCUCGGUUGCGCUUCCACCAAGGGCGAGCAACGGAGGGUUCUGAAGUGGGUCCUGCGCUCUCCCGAGCGCUGCUGCUGACACUUGGCGUGAUGCUCGGGCUCACACUUGACGUGUGGCGGUGUCCUAGCUGGAUUCCUUUCGAAUCAGCCGAUGACUCUGUCGUGUACGAUGCGACGGAACCAGUUUCUGCCGAAACAAGCCGCGUGAACGGCGUCACGAGACGCUCGUCGCGGACAGGAGUGGGAUUGAAGAGCGCGUCGAUGAGCGACUCGGUCGGCCCGGGACCAUGCACUCGCGGGAUGUUACGCACAUCGUACGCCUCCAGAUUCUGUCGAGAGAUCUCGAUGGGCGCAUAGAGAUUGAGAGCCCGCGGACGUGUGCGAUACACGUCGUCAUUGGUCGAUAACAAUGUGGUCACCCCAGCGAGGAUCUCCGCGCUAGGCAGCGGAGGCGCUACGAAAUGCGCGACUGGGGGGACGGGCUCGACGGAGAUGGACAACCGCAGAGUCGCGUUCGUCUUGCUCUCCCCCAGCAGAUAGCGACGUGUCACAACACCCUUCGAUGCGACACCCGCAUCAAGGGGGAAGCUAUCCGCGUACUCGGCAAGAUCGAGCUCGACGACUCCCAGGCGCGGGUUAUGGGGUGCGUCGGGAUCGUGGGCGACGACCUUCUGCCACACGGUGAGCUUGAAAGGAUGGGGCAGCAAGCGGGGGAAGUGGCUAUCGCGCUCGAUAGACAUCUGCACGACGGCGUCCAAGUGGUGAUCCCACGUCGCAGAGUGCUCCUGCAACGGCGCCCAUGAUGUCUGGCCGCGUGUCGCCGUAGCGCCUCCCGACUCAUCGGGGUUCACUUCAGAAGACGACGAAGUGGCGGAGCGACUGCUCAUGGGCGGCGCGGGGGCGUUCGGGCUUUCGGCGCUGCGGAAGCUAUCAUCGUCCUCAUUCUCAUUCUCGUGUUCGUGCUCGACAGUGUCCACUCCCCCCUGCUUCCCCCUCUUCCCCUUCAACGUGUUCUUGAACUUCCAUCGUACGCCAAAAGCACCAGUAACGAGGGGGACGCUGGCGAUUUGGUGUAUCGUGAUGCGGACGUGGAAACGUGCGUGGCGACUGGGUAGGAGAUGGGUGAGCUGAGCUUUGAGCCCAGAGGAAUGGGGAAAGUUUUGGGGUUCGGGCCGAUGGUAG
This is a messenger RNA of Mycena citricolor, 5610 nucleotides long. NCBI's taxonomy places the organism in Eukaryota, Fungi, Basidiomycota, Agaricomycetes, Agaricales, Mycenaceae. The record is from the annotation of a GenBank genome assembly.